AAAGAGUAGUCUUCAUAGUAUUUAGUGUAGUAUUUACCUUGGCUGAACCACCACGCCCAGUUGUGAAUGCCUGACUAGGUAGUUCGGGCCCACCUAGUUAUACGCAGGCCCAACUAUGAAUAUGGUUAGCAUGUUUUUCUCAUAUGAAUUCUUAUAAAUGAAAGUACUUUAUUAAGUAAAGGGAUUGUGGAGAUGUACAGAUUUGGAAAGCAUUUGUUGCACUGUGAUUUGACAACGUAAAAGUCCGGCGCUAGGACCGAGAGAUUUCUGGAUAGCGGAUCUAGCACUUUGGCAUUCCUCUCAUUCCAGUAUGAAUGGGAGUGAUUGUUGUUACUCUGACUACCCCGCUCAACUCCGUCCAGAACAGCUUUCAAAACGUUAUGUCAAGCUCAUCCUCGGGGGAAGCACUUUAUCAAUUUUGCUGUGAUUAUUUGCGUGGGAAGAAAUAUUUUGGCACUUUUCGGUGGGAUAAUUAGGAAUAACGCCAAAAACGCUAAAAGAGCUUUUCCUGGGUAUCACAGCCUGCACAGUCCACUCGGGGUGUCGGAUGACAUUGUCUGCUGCUAUCCAGAGCAAGUGCCAUAUGUAGGAAACCAUGAGCUUCUCCCACUGACAACCCACCGCUUUACUAGAGCUGAGAGAGAAUCAGGUGAGGAGGCCUGUUUCAGUGUCUACCCAGCCCCACCUCCCCUGUACCCCCUUGACAGUGAGAUGCGGGGUUCUGAGGACACCGUAUCGGGCACGGUGCUGCAACGUCUGAUGCAGGAGCACCUGAGGUACGGCCACCAGGGUGACUCCGUGAGCCUGUUGAGCAUGCAGUCCGCCCAGCUGCCCACUCCAUCGCAGCCGCCCCACCAGCACCAGGCCGCGGCAAGCACAGGGCCCAGCGCUCCGUCCUCCACCGAGAACCUCCUGCAGGACGAUCCGCAGGUGGUGCACCAGUCAGCGCGACAAGAGCCACAGGGGCAGGAGCACCAGGUGGACAGCACAGCCAUGGAGAAGCAGGGCACCCGCGCGCAGCAGCAGCAGCAGACCGAGGAGCUGCCCACCUACGCGGAGGCCAAGGCGCAGUCGCAGCUCUUCAGGGGCCAUCAGCAGGCGGUCGCUGUGACCCCAGGGUACUACACGGCAGGAGGAGCCCCCGCCCCCACCGUCAGCUCCGCUUCUUCUUCCUCGUCCUCCUCCUCAUCCUCCUGCUCCUCCUCCUCCUCGGUCACUCAGAAGGCCCGGACUGAGGGCAGGGCGACGGUGAACCGCUCAGGCGGCGGGCAGCCGCACAAGGACGAGGCGCUGAAAGAGCUUAAGCAGGGUCACGUCCGGUCCCUCAGCGAGCGGAUCAUGCAGAUGUCCCUGGAGCACAACGGGGCCAAGCAGCACCCGCCAGGGCCCGGGAGCAGCAGCCUGCCCUCCCAGGGCUCCUCUGCCAAGGUGCUGAAGGGCGGCGGGGUGCCCCCUCCCCCACCCCUACCAUCGCCGCCGCAGGCUCAGGGGAAAGGAGGGGACCCCCGAGGGCCUCCACCUGAAUACCCCUUCAAGUCCAAGCAGACCCUCUCCCCCAUGGGCAAGACUUCACUGGCCUCCUCACCCAUAGAACAUGGACACUUCUUCAGUGAACAGCACCCAGGGCCAAUGGCAGACCUGCCCAAAGCAUACACCAUGCCUCAGCCAACCAAGACAGAGAUCACCUGUGUGAGAUACCCACCACCGCCAGAAUACUACACCAGGCAAUUCCCUGUGUCCCUGGGGGGUCUGUCCCUGCAACAGCACAGCCCUAUGUCUUCACAGACCUCCUCCCUGUCAGUGGGUUUGCCCCCCCAGCCACAGCCCCCGCCUCUGCCCCUCUCCCACCACCCUGCUCACCAGCACCCGGGGGCAGCCUUCGCCAUCGUGGCCCGUGCCCAGCAGAUGGUGGAGAUCCUGUCUGAGGAGAACAAGGCCCUGAGGCAGGAGAUGCAGGCAUACUGCGAGAAAGCAAACAAGAUACAGCGGUUUGAGAUGGAGAUCCAGAAGAUCUCAGAGGCAUACGAGGGUCUGGUAAAGAACUCGUCCAAGAGAGAGUCCCUGGACAAGGCCAUGAAAAACAAGCUGGAAGGGGAGAUCCGACGCUUGCAUGACUUCAACCGGGAUCUGAGAGAUCGCCUGGAGACAGCCAACAGGCAGCUUGCCAGCCGGGACCUGGAAGACCAUGAGGACGGGCGGGCAGCAGGACUCUAUCUGCUACAGAGCAGGGAAAGCAUUAAGGAGAGAGAGAAGUUGGAGAUGGAGGUAGCAGCCCUGCGCACGGCUAACGAGGACCAGCGGAGGCACGUGGAGAUCCUAGAGCAAGCACUCAACAAUGCGCAGGGCAAGGUGGUGAAGCUGGAGGAGGAGCUGCGGAAGAAGCAGGUGUAUGUCGAUAAGGUGGAGAAGCUGCAGCAGGCCCUGUCGCAACUGCAGGCUGCAUGCGAGAAGAGGGAGCAGCUGGAGAAGAGGCUGCGCACACGACUGGAGAGAGAGCUAGAGUCCCUACGGUCCCAACAGCGUCAGGGAGGGGGGGCCCACAGUUCCCCGCCGUCGGAGUACAACGCCCCCACCCUGAUGGAGCUGCUUCGUGAGAAGGAGGAGAGAAUCCUGGCCCUGGAGGCUGACAUGACCAAGUGGGAGCAGAAGUAUCUGGAGGAGAGCGCCAUGAGGCACUUUGCCAUGGACGCCGCCGCCACCGCCGCCGCUCAGAGGGAUACCACCAUAAUAAACCAUUCCCGUAAUGGCAGUUACAGCGACAGCUCCCUGGAGGCGCGCAUCUGGCAGGAGGAGGAGGAGAUCCUGCAAGCCAACCGACGCUGCCAAGACAUGGAGCACAGAAUAAAGAACCUGCACGCUCAGAUCAUCGAGAAGGACGCAAUGAUCAAGGUGCUCCAGCAGCGCUCCAGGAAGGAACCUGGGAAGAGUGACACCGUGCCACUGCGCCCCGCCCGCUCCGUGCCCUCCAUCUCCGUGGCAACAGGGCUGCACUUGCGCCAGGCCUCCCAGACCAGCAGCCAGAUCCCGGAGGAGAGGAGGGAGGAGAGAGGCUGGAAGGGAAGCGCGAGUGUACUGCUGGGCAGGGAGCCCCUGGAGCACCUCCUGCCUUCCCUCCAACUGAUCCCCGCCCCUGCCUCGCUGCCCUCCACCCCCCUGCUCUCUGCCCACAUGAAGACUGGAAGCAAGGACAGCAGCACUCAGACGGAAAAGAGCCCCGAGCUGCUCAGGGCCACGCCCAUCACUGGCAGGGCCAGGCUGGGCAACACGCCCAGUGGCAGCCCCAUCCUGCGCCACACCCUGGCCAAGGGAGGAGGUGAGAAGACAGAGAUUUCCCUGGGCAAAGUGAUGGACAGCAGGCCUCCCAUGGGUUCUGGCCACCGGCACGAGCUCCCCGAUGCGGAUGUGGUGGAGAUCCUUAUCUGAGCCAGGCCUGCGCUGACCCAGGAAGAAGAUGGCUGUCAGUUUCACACAGAUUUGGGAUGCGGUGUCCAGCAGGGAGACUAAGAGAGAGAGCGAGAGAGAGACUUGUAGAAGCAGAUGUGGACAGUAGAAAGGGACCAGGUGAACAGAUCGAAAGAAGGUUGAAAGAAGGCUGGGACUGUGUUUUUUUCCUGAAUGACGGAAGCGGAAGCUAGGAGGCAAUUUGAGAAAUUCACAGGAAAAAGACUGUCGGAAGUUAGAUGGAAGAAGCACCCGGAAGCAACAAAGGAAUGAAAAAGGGAGAGAGGUGACUGAGGGAGAAAGGCUGAGUGGAGGUAAAUGUCCGUGGAACAUGGAGAGCAAAUGGGUGGUUAAUUUCACAGUUUUAAAAGCAGGCAGUUGUUUCAUUUGGUUCUCUGACCUUGCAGUCUUAAAAAAAAUAGUUGUGGGCCUUACAUAUUUUUAACAGACAAGGCAUUCUGGGUGUGUGUCGUGCCUUUCUGAUUCUAACAAACAAUGUCUGUGAAUUGUCAUCAGUUCUAAAAAGGAAUAACAAUGCAAGAGAAUUCUGCCUGAAAGGUGCAAAAAGACCAUGCAUUUCACCACGGUUCACUCUAGCUCAAUGGAGUAUACUUUUGUGUAUUGUUUUUUUUUUUUUUGUGAGUAAAAAAGAUUUACUCCCAUAAGGCAAGCAGCAUUUCUGUGUGUAUAUUGUUUCAGCUGUGAGUUUUGUAAGGGACGCAACCUUCUUGUGUGUGUGGCUGGCAUUCCACAAGGACAUUGGCCUUGGGCUUACAGCUGUGGGGCUAUGUUUUGAGUGCAGAAGAAGCACUGGCAGAGCUGAGAAAGCUGUUAGCACAAUUAAGAGUGGUAAAUAACAGCUGGGCAGAGCUUAGCUUGUUCAAUGUGAGGACAAAUGUACACAUGAAGGUACCGAGAGAACAUGAGAUGUUUUCUUUCAGACACUGAAUAUUCUGAAUGUGUAAUUCCUUACACAGACUCUGCAGCUACACUUCUACACUUUCACAAAUUUAUAAGUAAAUAAAGGAAUGUAAUAUAAAUUUAUAUAUAAAAAUAUAAUUGGGAUGAGAGAAUUGCACAACCCCAUCCUAUGUGAUGGAUUGAAUAAUAUGAGUUCCAAUGCUGUGGGAAAUGAAACCCCCCCCCCACCCCCAUAAAAAAAAACCACUGGUCGUUGCAUUUAACUUAUCCUAUCGUGUUAAUAAAAUGUAGGUAUUGUUGAUAUAUUCCCCUUUUUUCUCUAAACCUGUGUUACAUCAGCAGGUUUAACUGAGGAACAGAAGCCCAUGAAGGAGGGGUAUGUGUGAAAUAAGGUGUAAAAUGGUGAAAUCAUUGACAAUGAGAAAGAGCAAAUAAAAACAAUGCCUCUGAAUGCCUUUGCAGACCACAGGAAAAGAAGCAUUAGACUAAAGGGGGUUACUGCAAAAUAGCAUCGCUUAGCAUUUGAGAGAAAGUUUAAACGGAAAAGAAUAAUAAGCAGUUGAUUUUUAGUUUUAUCUCUUAAUUUUUAAAAUGCUGUGGACUGUUUCGUCCUGUUAAUUCAUGAACCUUCUACUGUAGAUUGCUGUGUUAGAUACAUUUUUAUUAAAAUCUAAAACUAAAUUAUGUCUUUACAUCGCUAUGGAUAAUAGAAUUUUUCUAGAUUUUAAAUUUUCUAUACAUUGAUUUUCACUUUUCAUUUAUUUUAACAAUACAUUUGGUUUUGUGUAGUAGUUAUGUUCUUCUAAAGAUGUCUGCAAAUAAAAUAUUGAACAGAUCUGAGGGUGCAUACCGGGAUAAAGGAUAACAAUUAAAACAGGAAUAUUUGAAUCCGAUGGUUUUGUCCUGACAGAAAACAGUCAUCUCCCAAAAUUCUUACUGCCAGUGGUCGCGUUAAUGCAGGACUCUGCGUUUUUCUUUUUUGUUUUUUUUUUUGUUUUCCACAGAAAAAACCCAAAAGGAGACAGAAAUACACUGCAUUCUAUAAAUGGACAUAUUCCAAGUCUUUUGGUGUCUGCCAUUUGUGCUGUUCAUUGAUCAUAAUAUUAACACAGCCUUUGGUAGCAUUGGGAGAUUCAAAGAUAAAGCACUUAAUUUUAAUAAAAAAGUUGAAAACAAAAUGUCAUGCUAUUGCUAGCUUGCUCAACAUGAGUAAAUUAAAGACAUUGCCACAAAACGAUUAAAUAAUAUUAGCCUCUGUGGCAAAAAUUUGUUUUGAUCAGAACACUAAAACAUUAGUAUUGUUGCUUAUUCCACCCUGCUAAUCCCUCUUUCAUCCCACUUCUGUUAUAAGUGUCAAAAUAAAAUUAUGAAAGACAUACAUUUAUUGUUUUAUUGUUAGUUGACAUAUUGAAUACAGAAAGUUAUUUUUAAGUGAAUUAGUGCAAAACGCAGAUUUUGAAAUGUUCUGUAUUCCAAAGACACAGCAUUCCAUGGGCUAACGCAACCACUGGCUGUAUAAGUUUUUGGUGAAGCAUUUUUAGUUCAUUCCAAAAUAUUGUUAACAGUAUUGCAGUAAAUAUUGAAGUUUUUUUCUGAUGAGAUGUUUGUACAAACCUGUACAGGAAGGCGAUAUUUGUACAUAAAGAAUAUGUUAUUCUCUGUAGCAAAUGGUGCUUCGGUCAACCAAAGAGAUUCCUACUUGCAGCAUACAAUGGUGCCUUCAUACGUGUACUGUACAGAUUAAAUUGAAAAAUUGCACUUGUU
This is a messenger RNA of Anguilla anguilla (European eel), 6126 nucleotides long. Its product is annotated as angiomotin-like protein 1. Gene Ontology annotation, biological process: hippo signaling; actin cytoskeleton organization; angiogenesis. Gene Ontology annotation, cellular component: plasma membrane; cytoplasmic vesicle; bicellular tight junction. The record is from RefSeq and is a predicted model, not a curated record. The transcript is spliced from 13 exons. NCBI's taxonomy places the organism in Eukaryota, Metazoa, Chordata, Actinopteri, Anguilliformes, Anguillidae. Bases 712 to 3423 code for a protein of 903 amino acids.